AUGGAAAACGCUACCUCGCGUGUGACGAAAGACCAAAUCGAGCAUUUGGUACAAAUAAUGGAGAAAAACCCGAACGUUGCCAAAGGAGUUUGUACGAACCCUGCUUUAUUUUGGCAGGAAGUAAGCGUGGAGCUAAAUUGCUUAGGCCCAGCAAAAGACAAAAAUUCAUGGAAAAAGACAUGGACUGACAAAAAAUCAAACGUUAAGAAAAAGUACAGCCUUAUGCGACGGGAACAAUUGAAAACCGGCGGUGGUAUUCCUGAGGCUAUUUUUUUGAGUGAGAUUGAGGAGCGAAUUUUAAAUGUUACAAACACGAGAGCCAAUGUUGACGGUGUGAAAGAUAGCGUUUGUAUCGGAGCACCAGAACACCUUAACAAACAACCAGCGCAACUUCAACCAGAUCCUGUGGCGUCUUGUUCUUCGGUUGAACAAGAUCCUGUACCGUCUUGUUCUUCGGUUGUACAAGAAUUUGUACCAUCUUGUUCUUCGCUUGUAGAACCUGUACCGUGCCCAGAAACAAUCAAAACAAAUAGUGCGAAACCGUCCCAAAAUACUGCAAAACCGUCCCAAAAUAGUGCGAAACCGUCCCAUAAUAUUACGAAAUUGACCGAGUUGGAAAAGAACCAAACAAAAUUAAUUCAGCAAAAUGAAAUGAUUGCUGAUUCGCUAGCGGAGUUGGUAACGGCUUUUAAAAUUUACGCUGAGAGUACCAUGAAUUUCCAUAAAGAAUUUUUAGAACAUCUGAAAAAGAAGGAAAAUUAG
Messenger RNA from Anopheles funestus (African malaria mosquito), 762 nucleotides. RefSeq lists its product as uncharacterized. Lineage: Eukaryota; Metazoa; Arthropoda; Insecta; Diptera; Culicidae. The transcript is spliced from 2 exons. The coding region runs from base 1 to 762 and encodes 253 amino acids. The record is from RefSeq and is a predicted model, not a curated record.